UUUUUAGGUAAUGAAAUGCAAUUUCGCCACGAAGAGGAAAUUGGCGGUGUGCAAUUCCAAUGGGCUCGCCAGUAUGGUGCCGCUUGGCGUACGCAAGGAUGCUUUGGAGAGGAUGUGUUGUGGAUAACAGACCCAAAGGCUCUUCAGUAUAUCUUCCAUACAUCUGGAUAUCGGUUCCCGAAGACCAAGGCAAUAGAUCAAUUUACAAAAACUUUCACGGGCCGAGGGAUGGUUGCGGUUGAAGGCGAUGUUCACCAGCGCCAGAGGAAGAUCUUGAGUCCUGCCUUUUCUGCAGGGCAAUUGCGUACAUUCCUACCAAUAUUUAGACAGCUAGCUUCUCGCCUAAGUCAGAAUUGGAAGGACAAACUGGAGGCCAGCAUGUCUUACAAAAGUGCUGUCAUCAACGUCCCUCAAAUGCUGGCCAGUAUGACAUUAGAUGUUAUCGGUGAAGCUGCUUUUGACUAUCAAUUUGGAGCGCUAGGCGACCAAAAGAAUGAGCUUGCACGUGUCUUUCAGAAUCUCUUUGUCGAUUCUGUGCUUCAUCCGCCUGCAUGGGAUGUAUUGUUCAAGGCUACGUGGCGCUACAUUCCUGAUCCCAUCUUGCACUACGUUAGGCACUUGCCGACGAGGGAGUACAGCCGCUUCAAAUUGUUCCUGGAAACCGCUUUCCGCGUUGGACAGGACCUCGUAGACCAGAAAGCGUCCUCCACGGAAAAGGGUGGUAAAGAUAUCAUAAGCAUCUUGGUGCAAUCCAGUAUUACUGACGAUGUCAAGAAGCAUUUAAGCAAUGAUGAGAUGCUUUCCCAAAUAGCGACAUUCCUUUUGGCUGGUCACGAUACAACCGCCAAUACUCUUACCUGGACGCUAUAUGAACUAUCCAAGAGACCAGAAGAUCAAAAGAAGAUACGCGACGAAAUCGUGGCUGCUCGCAAGGAGAUGGAAGCGCGUGGAGAUGAAGACUUCGUCCCUAGUGAUUUCGACUCAAUGCUCUUUAUGAACGCCGUCAUCAAGGAGAGUCUGCGGUUACAUCCCAUUAUUCCCAUGCUCUUCCGGGAAGCAGCCAGUGAGGAUGUUAUCCCCCUUUCUCAGCCGAUCGAGACUGCGUCAGGUAAAGUCAUCAAUCAAGUUCCUGUUAGCAAGGGUCAAGUCAUCAAUAUCUCUAUCUGCGCAUACAACCGACUACAGAGUGUUUGGGGCGAAGAUGCAGAUAGUUGGAACCCAAAUAGAUUCCUGGACGAUAACAAGGAGAGACAGACAUCCGUUGGGGUUUUCGCGAACUUAAUGACCUUUUCUGCCGGCAUACGUGCUUGUAUCGGAUGGCGCUUUGCAGUGCUCGAGAUGCAAGCUGUUCUCACAGAGCUUAUCGAGAUGUUCGAGUUUAAAUAUCCUGAGGGAUUGGACGUUGUGCGGCUCAACUCGGGAAUCAUGUCACCCGCCAUCAGAGGGAAGGUGGAGAUGGGGGUACAGCUGCCUCUGCAUGUCUCGCUCGUACAUGGAGCCUGAAUGUAUUUGUGCUACCCGACGUGAUGGGCCCCAAUUGUACCUUCAAGUCGAGUUAUUACCAAGUGGAUCCAUGUUCACGUUCAUCAUGAUUCAGACACAUCUGUUAAUCAAUCUGGAAGGGCGGCAACAGGUAUUUUUGUGGAUAGGAUCAAGAUCGCUUGAAAAAAAAAAGUGCUACACUGCUC
This is a messenger RNA of Serpula lacrymans var. lacrymans S7.9, 1688 nucleotides long. RefSeq lists its product as uncharacterized. The coding region runs from base 16 to 1503 and encodes 495 amino acids. Gene Ontology annotation, molecular function: iron ion binding; heme binding; monooxygenase activity. The record is from RefSeq and is a predicted model, not a curated record. NCBI's taxonomy places the organism in Eukaryota, Fungi, Basidiomycota, Agaricomycetes, Boletales, Serpulaceae. The transcript has 15 exons.